This is a messenger RNA of Neocloeon triangulifer, 4545 nucleotides long. RefSeq names its product multiple C2 and transmembrane domain-containing protein (gene Mctp). Gene Ontology annotation, biological process: regulation of neurotransmitter secretion. The coding region runs from base 232 to 3081 and encodes 949 amino acids. Gene Ontology annotation, cellular component: synaptic vesicle membrane. The record is from RefSeq and is a predicted model, not a curated record. The transcript has 19 exons. Gene Ontology annotation, molecular function: calcium ion binding. Lineage: Eukaryota; Metazoa; Arthropoda; Insecta; Ephemeroptera; Baetidae.
CUCCGCAGUGCCGCGUUAGACGCCGACGAAAACGGUGUGUCCAUCGAGCUCACGCGGCCCAACACCACCAACUUUUGCAGUUAUGGUGGUGGCGCGGGGCUGAACACGAUCAGCACCAACGACGAAGCUCACCUUUGAUUUCGGCCGCCGCGAAAAAAUGCUCAGCCAAUUUUCUUCUCUGUUUGGCACGUUGUUGUUUGAGGAACCUUGCCGGAAAAGUUCCAAGACCUCAUGGCUGCCCGAAACCGACUGAAUGCCUGCGUGGACGGCGAGGGCGGCGGACUUUAUCGCCCCCUAUCCAAGUCAACUGGCGAACUGAGUUCUCCCACCAGGACUGAGAGCAAAGAGCCCAUGGAACAGCCACCGAGACCCAUGACCUCCACCGGCGCGGGGUCAAGCGUGCCUCAACUUGCCGAACGUCUUUCUAUGGCCCAGCGGACGCACAGCAUCCUUACCGCCCUAAAGACCCGUUUCUCUCGGAGCCGGAGUAAAGAGAGACGUCCGAUGAGGGGCAUUGAAGGCCGCAGAGACAGCACGGACUACGCUGCAGACAACUCUUCAGACCACAGCAGCUCGGCGACUCCGCAAACCCAGUCGCCCAGGCACCGCCUGUUCACCCUCCAGCACGACUCGUCACGCGGCAGUGAUCCAGCCUUAGCUCGUGAAAACCUCACGUCAAGUCCGAAAGGAUCGCCAAUACAACAGCGGGCUCGUUCCGCAGUCCGGCUAAUCGACACCAAAAAGGAGGCCUCUCUCGAGACGGCCGUUCCGACCGCAGGCUCAUCCAACACCACGUCAUCCUUAGCAGCGCCAGUUGUCGCAGUCGUUGAUGAAGAUCAGAGGCGGCGAGAAGCAUGCUUGAGACAACAUUCCUUCUUCCAGUUACGGGUGCAUCUCAAGAGAGGCAAAGAUCUCGUGGCCAAAGAUACGGGAGGCACCAGUGAUCCCUACGUUAAGUUUAAGAUAGGAGGUCGGAUGCUGUAUAAAUCAAAAACAAUUUACCGCAAUCUCAACCCGGUGUGGGAUGAGGUGUUCACUUUACCAAUAGAAGAUCCUUUUGUACCAGUGCAUAUCAAGGUUUUUGAUUACGAUUGGGGCCUGCAAGAUGAUUUCAUGGGUUCUGCUUUCCUGGACCUCACCAAGUUGGAGCUGAAUACGCAGACUGAAUUAAAUUUAACUUUGACGGAGCCAACAACGAGCAGCAGGGGUUCGCAGCAGUCGUCUGGAAGCGGUGCUUACCUAGGAGAAAUCCAGCUCACUGUAGGGUUGACACCAAAAUCUCAAGAAGACAAGGAUCAGUAUUUCCAACGUAGUACAAAACUAGCUGAUGUUAAUAGAAGAUUGAAGAGUCAAAUAUGGAGUUCCGUUGUAACUGUAGUCCUGAUAGAAGGGAAGAAUUUGCUGCCAAUGGACAUAGACGGCCUUAGCGACCCUUACGUCAAAUUCAGAUUAGGAAGCGAAAAAUACAAGAGCAAAGUCAUUUACAAAAGUCUGUCGCCGACCUGGCUAGAGCAAUUCGAUCUGCACCUCUACGACGAUCAGAGCCAAGAAUUAGAGAUAACGGUUUGGGACAAAGACCAGAGAUCAAAAGACGACUUCAUGGGCAGAGGGUUUGGCAGGUGCACCAUCGACCUGUCCAAGUUCGAGCGAGAGAAAACGCAUCGCUUCUGGCAGGAACUAGAGGACGGCGCCGGUUCCAUCCACUUGCUGUUGACCAUCAGCGGCACCACCGCUUCUGAAACCAUCUCCGACUUAUCAUCCUACGAAGAGAACCAGAGAGAAAAGAUCAACAUUGAAGCGCGAUAUACCUUGUCAAGGACGUUCCACAAUCUUAAAGACGUCGGACACCUAACCGUGAAAGUGUUCAGGGCGCAGGGCCUAGCAGCGGCCGAUCUCGGAGGCAAGAGCGACCCUUUCUGCGUGCUGGAGCUGGUCAACGCUCGUCUUCAGACGCAAACCGAGUACAAAACUCUCUCGCCGUGUUGGCAGAAGAUUUUCACAUUCAAUGUGAAAGACAUUAAUUCGGUUUUGGAAGUGACCGUGUACGAUGAGGACCGAGACCACAAGGUCGAGUUCCUGGGGAAGGUGGCGAUACCUUUGCUCAGGGUUCAGAACGGGGAGAAGAAAUGGUAUGCGUUGAAAGACAAGAAACUGCACCUCCGUGCCAAAGGCAACUGCCCUCAAAUUCUGCUCGAACUCACUGUUAUCUGGAAUCCUCUCCGCGGUGUGAUACGGACGCUGAAUCCAAAAGAGGAGAAAUACAUGCAGCCCGAAGUCAAGUUCAAGAGGCAGGUCUUCUUGCGAAAUGUGAUGCGCUUGAAGGCAAUAAUUGUCUGGUUCAUCGAUCUCAGCAAAUACAUCUCGGGAUGCUUUGAGUGGGAAUCGAUUCCUCGGAGUUUGCUGUCCCUAUUCCUCUUCAUAGCGAUCUGCUACUACUUUGAGCCCUACAUGGUGCCAAUCGCGAUGCUGCUAGUCUUCCUCAAGAACUACAUUGUUGCUUCAUUGACGGGUGGCUGCGUGCCCCGUGAUGAAGAGGAGGAGCCCCUUGGAGAUGAUGACGACGAUGAAGAGGAUAAAGAUAAGGAGGAGAAGAAAAGUCUGAAAGAACGGCUGCAGGCGAUUCAGGAGGUGACGCAGUCUGUUCAGAACGCCAUAGGCUACAUUGCUUCCUUAGGAGAGAGUAUAAAAAACACGUUCAACUUUACUGUGCCAUAUUUGUCGUGGCUGGCGAUUAUCAUGAUCAGCACGGCCGUGCUGGUUUUGUAUUUGGUGCCCCUGCGCUAUCUCAUCAUGGGCUGGGGUGUCAAUAAAUUCGCACGCAAACUCGUCAGACCGCAUACCAUCCCCAACAAUGAGGUUCUUGACUUUCUCUCCAGGGUGCCAGAUGACGAAUCUCUUAUUUUGUUUCAAGAAUUAGGUGUUUGUGGCGAGAAACCAAAGCAUAAGUAUUUUGUUCAACUUUUAUUUUUCGCUUUAGGCGGUGCGGUACUUUCUGGCUUUUCUUCAAACCCAUAUGCUGUUUUUCUUCCUAUUUUUUUUAUUUUUUAUUUUAAAUUUUGCUUCCAAGCCUGCAUCCAUUGAGUGAGGGAAAAUAAAGUUGUACUCAUCAGUGCACUUAUUUCAGUUGGCUUGCCGGGAACUCAAGCCGUAUUCGAUCAAUGAUCCGACAGAACGGAGACGCGACCCGCGCAAGAAGCACAAGGCGUCCUAAGGCGCUGGAAAAAUGCUCUUGACGUUGGAAAUACCGCAGGCCUCUUGCUUAUAUCUGCUGCUGAACACAAACAAUUGCGAAUAUAAUUGUGAUUCAAGAGAAAACCACCAAAGACAAAGAAGUAUUUUUAAUUAAAUCUCUCUUCGUUUCCAUAUGUGAUUUUUAUAAAUAGGGCUGGACAACGUUUAUUCCCGUGAAAUAUAUUAAAAUGUAAUGACAAAAAUUUCGCUGAAUUUGCAGAUGCUUCUUGGUACAAAAAGUCGAUCAAAAACCCUCAUGCGAAAAUUCAAUUCAUUCAUUAGAGAACAAUAUAUCGAACCAAAUCAUUCCAUUAUGUCUCUCGUAUAAUAAUUGUGCUUGGACAUUUGCGGUGAUCAAUCCUACAUAAUAUAGCUGCGGACUUUUUCUUACUAAAAUUUACUGUGAAAAUCAAAUAUCCUCUCUUGAAAUGACUUGUAUAAAAUUCCAUGUGUGUUCCUGAUCUAUAGCCAUUAAUCCUCCAGAGAGACAACUCGUGUAUUCUAACAAAACUCUUCUUCCGCGUCUCAUCAUGUAAUGGAACAAAAUAGUAAGCGACAAAAUAAUCUCUCUUCUCUCAUCUGCAUCAAGUGUGUGUUGAUCGAUUCUUGUAUUUUGUGAUUGUACACUCCCAUUUUAAUCUCGUCAUGAAGAGUUAUAAAAAGAAUUUGACAAAAAAUUAGGACACAGAAGAAAUUAAUGUCAAAUUCCACAAAUUAAAAGUGAGACAAAGUUUUUGAGCUAGCGUGUAUGGAAGAUCCCAUUUUGCGUUAAAAUUUUUUUGAAGAGCAUUUUUAUGCUAAAUGAAAAGUCGGGGAAAAAUAAAUUUGUGCUAAUUGAGUGUCUUUCCUUAAAAAAUAAUAAUUUAUUAUGGAAAUCGAGCUACUUAACAUCGCAUGUAAGAAAAAAUGUGAGCUGUUCAAAAUAUUUGAAAUUUACAAUUGGUGGCAUUUUUUGACUGCGUACUUUUAAAACCAAACCUAUAAGUGGCUUUUUCUGUGUACCACAUCAAUUUGUGAUUUUUAAAAAGCGACGUGCUUAAUUGUUGUUGCAUUUUAACUUUGAAUGUGUAUUAAAUUCGCCUGUUGACUAAAUGAAUGAUCCCUCCACUCAAAUUCAUCGUCACAUGUAAUUAAUUAUUGAAUUGACAGUCAGACAAAGUAUUUAUAAACAAUGUUAUAAACGAAAUUAUUAACAUAAAAAGACGUCGUUUUAAAAGGAAACAAAAGGUUGAUUAUUUAAUGUGUCAACAAGUCUAUUGUAUAAUCGAUGAUUAUAUUGAGCUCUUUAAUGUCAAACUUCAUUGUCUGUUUGUA